GCACGUGCAGGGAGGCAGGCACACCGAGAGCCAUGGGGCUAGUGUAGCCGUGGCACUCAAAGACUAUGCAGGAUUCCCCCAGCUCUCUGGUGAUGGAUGGAUACUCCAGCAAUGUCCUAACCCUCUGGUGAUGGAUGGAUACUCCAGCAAUGUGCCAGCCUUCCUAACAAAACUCUGGACACUGGUAGAAGACCCUGAAACGAACCACCUCAUCUGCUGGAGCAGUAAUGGCACCAGCUUCCAUGUAUUUGACCAAGGACGCUUUGCCAAAGAGGUGCUGCCCAAAUAUUUCAAACACAACAACAUGGCCAGUUUCGUCCGGCAGCUGAACAUGUAUGGCUUCAGGAAGGUGGUGAACAUCGAGCAGGGGGGUCUCGUCAAGCCUGAGCGGGACGACACCGAGUUCCAGCACCUCUGCUUCCUGCAGGGCCAUGAGCACCUCCUGGAGCACAUCAAGAGGAAGGUGUCAGUAGUGAAAAGUGAGGAGACCAAGAUGCGCCAGGAGGACCUCAGCAGAUUGCUAUACGAGGUACAGAUACUGAGGAGUCAACAGGAGAACAUGGAUUGUCAAGUGCAGGACAUGAAGCAGCAAAAUGAAGUUCUUUGGCGGGAAGUUGUUUCUCUCCAGCAGAACCACUCACAGCAACAGAAAGUGAUCAACAAGCUGAUUCAGUUUCUGUUUGGCCAGCUCCAAUCCAGCCCCAGCAGCACUGGGAUAAAGAGGAAGCUACCUCUGAUGCUUGACAAUGGGAUCUCAGCCCCACAAGUGUCCAAGGUCAGCCGGCAUUUGUCUAUGGACCCCCUCCAUGACCCCUAUUUCAUACAGUCGCCAUCAACAGAACCUGCCUCUUGCUUAAACAGCCCUGCAAUUUCUGGUGGACCCAUCAUAUCUGAUAUUACUGAAGCAUCACCUUCCAACAUAAUAAAUAUGCAAUCCCCUCCUGAAAAUGACAGAGAGAAGUGCCUCAUGCUGAUCAAGGAAGAGCCAGUCAGCCCUGGAGUUAAAGCCCCUGCUGAGCCUGAUGUCCCCCUUCCAGGCUGCCGGGCUUGCUCCGAGCCCCCUGUGCUCCCAGUUGCCAUGGUUCAGUCUGUUUUGGAAGGCAAAGGGAGCUGCGGUGCAACCCCACCAGGGACCUCACAACCACCUGAGAGAAGAGGCAGAAGGACCUUGCUGGACAGAACAGAUAUUCCAGACCCAUUGGAGGGCAUGGACUGGAGUUUGGAAGGGCUGCAGCUGCUGCUGAGGAGCCAGCAGUAUGGGCUGGAGCCUGCCAGCCUCUUGGAUGUCUUUAAUCCCAAUUUAUCUUUGAGUGAGUGGAAUUUGGCUGAAGUGGAAGCCAGUCUGUCCCCGAUGCAGCGAUUCACAGUGGACCUGGAGAAGAAUGCAACUGAGCUGUCCUCAAAAGUGUUCAACCCACCGUUUAACAAUGCCUGCCCAGAGAAAGAUGUCAUUCUGGAAAGUGCCCAGCAGUUCGUCAUUGAUUGUCAGUCAAUCUUUGGAAACGACCUCAUCAGCUUGCCUGAAAGUUCAUCGCUUUGUGUUCCAUCUGAAAAUAUUACUUCCUACCUGUCCUCUGUGGGUGUCCAAGGGGACAUCCCACUAAACCUGAGCUCUUCACCUGACACCAAGCAGUGA
Molecule: messenger RNA, 1636 nt
Organism: Calidris pugnax (ruff)
Lineage: Eukaryota; Metazoa; Chordata; Aves; Charadriiformes; Scolopacidae
Product: heat shock factor protein 4-like
Exons: 13
Biological process (GO): regulation of DNA-templated transcription
Molecular function (GO): sequence-specific DNA binding; DNA-binding transcription factor activity
Source: RefSeq, a predicted model, not a curated record